Molecule: messenger RNA, 1467 nt
Organism: Kuraishia capsulata CBS 1993
Lineage: Eukaryota; Fungi; Ascomycota; Pichiomycetes; Pichiales; Pichiaceae
Exons: 1
Coding region: 1-1467 (488 amino acids)
Biological process (GO): glucose 6-phosphate metabolic process; intracellular glucose homeostasis; glycolytic process
Cellular component (GO): cytosol; mitochondrion
Molecular function (GO): ATP binding; D-glucose binding; mannokinase activity
Source: RefSeq, a predicted model, not a curated record
AUGGUUGCUGCUACUACUGUUGAUUUGACAACCCUGCCCAAGGCCUUCAUUGAUAAGAUCGAUUACUACGAGGAUCUUUUUUGGGUUACACCUGAGACUUUGAAAAAAGUUGUCACCCACUUUGUUGAUGAGUUGAACAAAGGUAAUUCGGUAAAGGGAGGGAAUAUUCCAAUGAUCCCUUCCUGGGUAAUGGAGUAUCCAGAUGGCUCUGAGACUGGUGAGUACCUGGCCAUCGACCUUGGUGGAACCAACUUGAGAGUGGUCAAAGUCAAGCUGUUGGGCGAUCACAAGUUUUCCACCGAGCAAAACAAGUACCAUAUACCUGCUGAACUCAGAACGACUCGUAACAAAGACGAGCUGUUUGAUUUCAUUGCCAAGUGCUUGGACGAUUUCAUCCAGGACCAAAACCCUUCUGGUGUUCCGGAAGGAACAGUUUACCCAUUAGGCUUCACCUUCUCCUAUCCUUGCUUGCAGUCUUCUAUUGAUGCUGGUGUUUUAAAGACUUGGACUAAAGGAUUUGAUAUUCCCGGUGUGGAGGGCCACAAUGUGGUACCAAUGCUUAUGGAGAAGGUGAAUGCUAGAAAGGUGCCUGUCAAGGUUGUUGCUCUGAUCAACGACACCUCCGGAACAUUGGUCGCCUCGAGAUACACCGAUGCUACGACAGAAAUGGGAGUCAUCUUUGGUACUGGUGUCAAUGGAGCUUAUUUUGACCGUGUUCAAAAUAUCCCAAAACUUCAGGGUAAGUUGUACAGUGACAUCAAGCCUACUGACCCCAUGCUCAUCAACUGUGAAUAUGGCUCUUUCGACAACGAGCAUUUAGUUCUUCCAAGAACUAAGUUUGAUGAGCGCAUUGAUGCUGAAUCCCCAAGACCUGGCGAGCAGGCGUUUGAGAAGAUGACUGCCGGUUACUAUCUUGGAGAAUUGCUUAGAAUGAUUCUGUGCGAGUUGUACGAAGAAGGAUUGGUUUUCAAGGACUACAAACCAGACUCAGAACAGAUCAAGCUUCUCCACAAACCCUACCAUCUGGACACCUCAUUUUUAGCUAUGAUUGAGGGAGACGAUGAUUUGAUUGAUUUGCCAGAGGCUUCUGCCCUGUUCUCUUCGCAAUUAUUCAUUGAUGCCACCUUGGAAGAACGUAAGCUUGCUCGCAUGCUCUGUCAGUUUAUCGGAACCAGAGCUGCCAGACUAUCCAUCUGUGGAAUUUCUGCCGUUUGCAAGAAAAUGAACCACUCCAAGUGUCACAUUGCCGCUGAUGGUUCUGUAUUUGCAAUGUACCCACAUUUCCCAGAACGUGCUGCCCAAGGUCUUGCUGAUGUCUUUGACUUCCCAGCACUCAAGGAAGGUGAGAAAGAAUACCCAAUACAUAUUGUGCAGGCUCAAGAUGGAUCUGGUGUUGGAGCAGCCAUUAUUGCUGCUCUUUCGGAUGCUAGAAAGGCGAAGGGUUUGUCUUUGGGUCUGAAGCUUUGA